AUGCGAGGGUGGACUGCUGAGGGCGGGGACUGGUGGGGGCGGGGCAGGCUAUGUGGCCUUUGGGUGGGCAUUGUGUUCGAUUGUUUUGACUGCAGGAAGGGCCUUGUUUGGGAGGGUGGAGCUGGGUGUGGCCUGGGCACGAUGGAGCAGCCGGCCAGAUGGGGGCUGGACACUGGCCACAUAGUCAAGGGGAUGACAUGCUGCCUGGCGAGCUUGAGCAAAGGGGAGGAGAAGGGGGAGUUGUGUAAAUGGGGCACCUGGCAUUCUGGCUUCCUGACUGUCCCAUUGGGACCCAAGUACAGAGCACCACGCUAG
This is a messenger RNA of Ostreobium quekettii, 315 nucleotides long. The record is from the annotation of a GenBank genome assembly. NCBI's taxonomy places the organism in Eukaryota, Viridiplantae, Chlorophyta, Ulvophyceae, Bryopsidales, Ostreobiaceae.